UAAACGAGACAAAAGAAAAGCAUUUUCUGUAGGCGCAAAAGUACGUGGUCUCGAUUAUUUUCCACUAUUCGUCGUUUUCCGAUCGAUUUUACCCGAUAAAAUAGUUCCAAACCGGACGGUAGUUGUUGUGUUACAUUUUAUCGAACAAUCAUUCGCCAUCGUCGAUCGUUUUCCGUUUCGCUGGGUGAUUUCGUUUUACGAGCGGAAAAUUUCCGCAAGCUCGCAUACUAUUUGUUGUAAACAAAAGGCGCAUACGAAGCACGGAAAGUACACACACGGGCGUAGAAGAGAAACAAAACAACAACCGGGAAGCCUGUCAUAGCAGCGUUCUGCCCUCAAAUGCACGCUGACUAGAAAAGAGAAGAAAAAAACAGGAAACACGGCCGGUUUCACACAAUAAUGAAAGAGCUGUCCGACCUGCUGCGGGAAAUCAGACAGUGCACCGAGAACGAGGACAAGAUGGAGUUCUGUGAGGACUUUGCUAAGUUGCAAACAAUUUUCAAUCACACCAACCAAUUUGUGCGGACUUUCGACAAGAUCGUUUUCCACGGAGGAAAUGAACCAUAUAUAAUAGAAAUUGUUGCCCGAUUGGUGAAGUACCUGCGCAUCAGACGGUACCUGAACGAGGAUAAUAAACCGAUUCGCGAGUGUGACAAUCAAUUGCGUAAAAUUACAUUGUUUAUGAUUUUGAACACGGACGCCAGUUUCAAGUUUGAUCUGAUGAAGGAUACCAAGAUUUGUCAUCUGCUGAACACGGUCCCUCAGUUAACCAAGUGUCUGCUGGUGAACUGCAUUUGGGGCGCCAAUCUAGACAAAUAUUUCUACGAGAUGCUGUCCUACAGCCCGCAGUGGUUUAUGAUGCAGUUUAUUGAGCAGGCGUUGACCAGUAUGAAAUUUGCCAAACCCUUCGAAAUACUGGAACGGGUGGAAGCGAUGGUCAAAGCAAUUUACUAUAGCAUUUGUCGAACGGAUUGUGACUGGAAGCGGAUCGAUCGGAAUCGAUUUGUGGAGCAGCAACGGAUUUUGUCCAAGUUGUUUGACUUUCUGAUAGAGCUGUUGCGGUUUUUCAACACCCCGGAUAUGAGCAAAUUCGAUCGAUGGACACGAACCAGAAUGCACCGGUACUACGGGUUUGCCUUGAAGCACAUGUUAGCGAUAGUGCUGUACUGCUUUGACCUGUAUCUGAACCAGCGACUGUUCGAGGUGGAAGAAGACAUGAGCAUUUAUCAGAUCAUGGGCGAGAAACACGUCGCUCGGAAGGAAAUUCCUGAAUCGUACUCACUGGGCACGGAUUCUCACCUGGUUAAGAUUAACAACUGUUUGCUGAAUACACUGCAAACCUGCGUGAUGGAGGUCACGGUUGACAGUUUCAUGUGUUGGGUUGAGAUUGAAAUUUCGGUCGACGGAACUGAAACGUUGAGCUUGCAGCAAAUCAUUGGCGAAUCGGCUUACAAACUGUUGGAAACUCUGAAAGAAAACGAAGUGUUUCAGCAUAAUGUGUUGAAGCAACUGCCUGCGAUAUCGCUGCGGCCAAAAUCACAAGCCGAGAAAGCGAUGGAACUGACGAUGCGCGAUCUGAUGGACAGAGUUGAAAAUACGAAGGAUGUUUUCGAGAGAAGACUCUUUUUCAACGAAUUUAUUCGACGCGGUGACCAGGUGUUUGGCAACAACGAAUGUCUAAGCUUGAUUGAACAGAAUCUGGAUCUCAUUACCGGUGAUAACAUUCGGAAGAUGGUCGAGUACGAUAAUAGGCCGACGGACGAGGACGAAAUGGAAGAGGAUGGCCUCUCGGAGGAGACAAUCAAACUGAAAGAACUAAUUCUGAAAGCGGUAGAUAUUUUGCCAAUGGAAGAAGCGACCAUUCUGAUCAAGCGUAUGAUUGCCAUUUAUGGGCUGGAGUAUGAUCGCUACCAGACUCCGGAUUUGAUAGAGCAGAUCGUAGAAUAUACCAACAAAUUCAACUCCAUCAGUAUGCUGCUGAGUGAUGAGGAUUUUGGACUUCCAAUACGUCUGAUCUUCCAGUGUCCUUCGUUGUUCUACAGUCGCCUUACCCGCUCGCUGUAUGAAUCGAGCUUCAACAACGCCAAUUACAUUUAUGCCAUCACCAAAGUGAUCGCACACACAAAAGCGCUCUCGGUGCCGUACAUGAGUGCUCAGGUUCGUUCCCUGUUGUCGAAUGAGUUCGAGGUGACCAAGUCCAACUCGCUGGCCGUGCUGGUUUUGAAAUUGUACGAACAGGAUUUAUUCGAGCGCAACAAUUUUCUGCAGGGCUAUCUGCUUCAGGGGGUUGAGGAGGCUUUCCGAAAAUCAAACUUCAGUGCCCUGGCGGAGAUUCUCGGCAUUAUGCAGCUGGUGGUGGACAAAAAUCUCAACGGGUUCAAGUUGAACACACUGAAGCAGGUGGUACUAAAGUUGGCCGAGAUUUCCGAACAGUUGCGCUUCGAUGUGACCAAACUACAACCGGAACAUCCGCAGGGGGUGGGGCGAGUAAUGCUUCUGGAAAAGAUGCUAAAAAUCAUACUCGGUCCUGUGCGGGUGCUGCGUGCAAUGAAGGAAGAAUCCAAGCAAAGGUACAAAGCAGAGACGGUGCGCUUCGCCCCGAUUACCAAGUACUACUUCCAGCGGUCGUUUGUGGACGUGUCCGCCGGUAAAACCGUUCAGGACUUUGCAAAGUUCCUGUACCAGGGCGACAUCGACGAAAACACACCGAAAGUACACGUGCGAUUGUUCCUCUCGAAGACACUGGUCCAGUGUACAAACGCCGAGGCGGACAAGCUGGCACGGGAUCCGCUACUGUUACCACAUAUCAGUGAUGCUGUUCUGAUCAUCCUGGUGCUUCUGACGGAACAGGAACGCCACUACGAAUGUCUGAAGAACUGUCUAUUCAACUAUUUGCACAUAGUGCAGAAACAUCUUCUUCCACCACUCCUGAGUGCGGAAACGACAGCACCGGGCGAGUCCGGUCCAGCCGAACAACGGAUCGCACUCGUUCGAUCGUUGGUAAAACUGAUCGUGAAACUGCCAGAUACAUCCCGCGAUCGGUUACUGGUGGCGCUUUCAUUUGGACUAUCCGCAAUCGUUCGGCAGCUGCGAACCGUCGAUACCGGGCUGGAUCUCGGCGAGAUUGAGAAGGUAUUAAAAGUGGAACAGCAUCUCACGACGACAACGACGACGACGACGGUGAUGAAAAUCCGAACGGCGGAACAAAACGGAUCCAAGGAGGAUUGCGAGUUGACCGACGAUUGUGCCGUGGCAAUGGUGACGGAAUAAAAUUCUUGAAAGAAACCCCCGUUAGAGUAACGAACGGACACACGGUAAGAUAUUCGACUUCAUAUGUAUAUCUCGCAGAUACACAGCUACUGAACUUCAUUUGCCGCGGAAUGCCAGUUCCGCGCAAAGCCCAGUUUAAUAGAAGACAAGCUGAAUAAAUACGACACAAAUGCUACGUGAUUUUAGGUAAAGACUAGUGAAAUAGAACUAACGGACUUUUGCUUGCGAAAAGAAGUUAACCAUAAAAUCGGAACUCAUGCAUUCAUCUAUUUCUGGGAACUAUGUUUUAUAUGUUAUAGAUUUUUUUUCGAGUCUUACUAUUAAGCUAACCUGAAGAAUCGCAAAACAAACUAUCAGAGACAAAAACAUUCAACAAUUAAUCAAUAAACGAUUAGAACGUA
This is a messenger RNA of Malaya genurostris, 3671 nucleotides long. RefSeq lists its product as uncharacterized. The coding region runs from base 400 to 3270 and encodes 956 amino acids. The transcript is spliced from 5 exons. NCBI's taxonomy places the organism in Eukaryota, Metazoa, Arthropoda, Insecta, Diptera, Culicidae. The record is from RefSeq and is a predicted model, not a curated record.